This is a messenger RNA of Effrenium voratum, 1554 nucleotides long. The record is from the annotation of a GenBank genome assembly. Lineage: Eukaryota; Dinophyceae; Suessiales; Symbiodiniaceae.
AUGAGCGGUGACUUCCGGGAGAGUUGGCAGCUGACGCUGGUGCAGCCGAAUCAGGACGCCGUGAAGAAGCAGGUCGCCCCCCCACAGACCUUGGAUGAGCUCUACUCCUCCCUGGGUGUGGACGUGGGCCAUGGCCUGCUGACCAUGCACCCCGCUCACCAGCAGAUGUACGUGGUGGAGCGUCCGGAUCAGAUCCAUGAUGGUGCCACCCUGCACGUGCACGUGCCAAAGAAGCGGAUCUUCAUUUCUGUGCCGCCCAACAUCAAGCACAAGGCGGUGGUGUGGUACGCCGGGGCCACGGCCAGCCAGAUCGAGCGCUCCAUCGCCAAGGCGGCCGGCUUCGAACCCGCGGCGCCGGUGGAGCUGAGGGACGGGGAGGACGUGGUGGUGCUCUCCACAAGCCUCCCCAAUGACAUCCACCUGGAGGUGAGCCAGGCGAAACGCUCCCUGCGCAGCGCCACGCCCUCCACUGCCUCCAUAGGCGUCUCUGCGCGGGGGAAGCUGCUGAGCAGCGCCAGCUGCGCCAGCGCCGGCUCCGUCAGCUCCAAGCUGCGGAAGGAGCGCCAGAGCGAGAAGUCUCCGCCGAGGCAGCGGUCCCCCCGCUCCCGCAGUGGCACAUUGCCCUCAGUGGGCGGCAGCACUACUCCCACAGCGCACCAGAGCGCACCAGAGGAGCACUGCGUGCACAUCCUGGCGGGCCACACAGGCUCCGUACUUUGCCUGUGUGCAGUGGGGGACAUUCUCUUCACGGGCUCCCAGGAUAGUAUCAUCAUGAUCUGGGACCUGAACAAUUUGCAGUACAUUGGCAAUUUGCCUGGCCACCGGGGGUUUGUCAAGUGCCUGCACGCGAGCUAUGCCAAGAAGGUUCUUUGCUCAGGCUCGCAGGAUCGGAGCAUCCGGGUGUGGAGCCUCGAGACCUUCUCCACGGUGAAGACGCUACUGGGCCACACCGGGGGUGUGAACACGGUGCUUAUCCUGGAGGGCACCGACGUGUUAGUCUCAGGCUCUGAGGACAGAUCGAUCCGUGUGUGGGACCUCGCGACCUUCGAGGCCGUGGCCUGCCUUGAGCAAGCGCAUCUCGGGGGCAUCUUCGCCCUGGAUCGCUUCUCCUCCUUGCAGGUGGUGUCUGGAGCACGGGACCGUUCGUUGAAGGUCUGGGAUACAUCCACGUGGUCAGUGCACAGGACACUUCACCCGCCUCAUUAUGACGGCGUCACCAGCAUUGCGGUGGCCGGCAAGCACGGGAAGUUCUACUCGGGGUCAAGAGAUAGAUCCAUCAAAGAGUGGGACGUCCAUAGCCUCACCAACACGAUGCACACGCUCCACGUCCACGGUGACUGGAUCCAAAGCCUUUGCAUGUCUCCCAGCGACGACGUGCUCUUCUCAGGCUCCAAGGACGGCAUCGUGAAGGUUUGGGACGGAGAGCUGCAGUGCCAGGACGUGCUGCAGGGCCACAAGGGCCCCGUCACGGCGCUGGCGGCCGUGGGGAAUCGGCUCUUCUCGGCGUCCCAUGACCGCGCCGUGCGCGUGUGGCGCAUCGAGCAGUACGGCUGA